GUAAACUUGUGAGGCUUAAAUAAAUUUAAUUUAAUUGUUAAAAUAAAUCUACCAAUUUAUGUAUAUUCUGCAAAACCAAAGCCAUUUGUAAGGUUAAGAUUGUCAAUAAAAUAUCUUUCGUCCUUCGAUAUAUUUUUAUUAAUCGAUAAUUUGAAAUUAUCAAUUGUAAAUAAACUUCCGUGUAUUCGGUGAAUUCGAUUGAAUAUUGAGCAAUUAUUAAUAAUUAUCGAUCGUAUAUUGUUCAUGAAUUACAUUCGCUAUUUUUGUUAUUGAAAAGACGUGUCAUCGUGAAAAACAGUUAACAAUUCAGGGAAUUCAUAUUCAAACUAUAGUCGGGUCAUACGCAGUUGUCGGGGCGACCAAUCAGUUCAAACUUCUGGGCGGGAACAUUUGCAAUCGACCAAUCAGAAUCGAGGGCGGGAGAGAGGGCUUAGCUAGCAUAUAAACGCGGGAACACAACUGUUCACGCUUAGAAGAGCUCCAGUUGCUGUCGGUUGUGUUUAGAAACAUCUGCUCUCACAAACAAAUAACCAUGUCAGAUAUUGGAGUUGUCGAAGACCCUACUGAAAUCAGGUGCAAGGAGCAAUCUAAGGGAGGUCUGAAGUUUGAUGUGAUCAUUGCAGAUCCAGCAAUCCCUCCCCCAAAGAGGCCCGGUUCUCCCAACAAUAAGACCACCUCGGCUGAAAAUAUUGAGGGCAAGCUCAAGGCAGCUGAGGAGAGGAGGCUUAGUUUGGAAGCCAAUAAAAUGGCCACAUUGGCUGCACAGCUAUCGAAAAUCGAAGAAGCUUCAAAAAAGAAGGAUGAACAAAAUUCUGUGUUCAUCAAUCAGACAAAAGAAGCGCUUGAACAAAAGAUGGAAACCCAUAUAGAAAAACGUGAACAGUAUAUAUCGGAAAUCAAAACAAAACUUAAAGAUCAUUUGGAAGGAGUAGAGAAAAGUCGUCAACUCCUCGAGCAACAGACACAGGAUGUUCGUACUGCAGUAGAAGAGAAAUUGAAAUCCGCUGCUGCACAUCGUGAUGAAAAUAUCAAAAAAAUCCUUGAUAGGCUCAAAGAACAUGAGGAUCAAGUUAAAAAAAUCAGAUCCAACUGGCAAGAAAAAAUCAAUUCGCUAGAAGCACAAUUGCAAAGCAAAAUGGAUUCUGCUAUCAUUCGUAAACAACAAAUUGAAGCUGAACAGAGGGAAAAAUUGCGCACGCUUAAUAAUUUGAAGUUUAUGAAAAUUAAUGAAUUGAAGCUAACCUUAGAAGAUAUGGAAAAACAAAGUGAAAAAGUUAAGGAAAUUCAAGAAAAAAUAGAAUAUGCGGGAAGUAAGCGUGAACAAGAAAUAGCCAAAAAACUAGAACCAAUAAAAAAGAAUGAGAAACGGGCUGAAAUGGUCCGCCAAAACAAAGAGAGACUCUCUCAGUGCGAACCAGAGAUCGUUUCCUCAGCUUAAUUUUUAUUCACCACUUAGCGUCACUCAACAUCAUCGAUGUACAUCUCCUUUCUUAAAUAUUAAAGAAACAAAAAGUUUUCAUGCCAUAUUUCUUUUAUUGUUUCAAGAUAUUUUCAAAAUCCUGUUAGACUUUAUUUCUUUUUUUCAGUUUUAGGUUACUAGUCAGUUUUAGUUUAUGCAACUGCGAAAGCAUAUCGCUUUAAUGAUUCGUUUUUCCAUUUGACUGAGGAUAAACGAUAUACAAUUAUAGAAGAGAUAUAUUUAGUAGGGUCUUUCACAUCGCCACAGGGUUGGGUUGUAAGCACUAAGUAAGUACAUCGAGAUUCACACUGCCCAUUCCUAAAUAAAAAAAAAAUGAAGAGAAAUGUGAUCUAGUAGGGUCCAGUUUAAUGUGUUUUCAAUUUUCCUUUGUGUGUUUAUUUUGAUUUUUAUUUCUGAUGGAGCUUUGAUUAUAAUGAAUAUAUAUAUAUUUUUUUUAUUUUAUUUUUUAAAUGUAGUAUACUUAUUUUAAGAUUCCUAUAUUUUCUUGUAUUUUUUGUUUCUUUUGUAAUGAUUUGGAUAAAUUUAGAAUUGUUAUAUCAAGAAUCAUGUUUUUUAACAUCAACAACUGAUGAUUGAUGCUCAGGAAUAUGGCUCCUAAUAUUUCACGUUGAAGCCUUAUAGACUGAUAUCGGUAUUGUCUUUUGUUAAAUAUAUAUAUACGCUGUUAAAGGAAAGUGCUGAUUAAUGUAAUAAUUAUUUAGUAAUGAUAAACAUUAGGAUCCAGGCAUCCCCUUAGUUUUAUACAUUUCUUUAAUAAUUUUUGUUGUUAAUGAAUAUUUUUUUUAAAUGUAAUAAAAUGGCAGAUUCCUGUGGAUAUUAAAAUAAAUGAAAGUAUAAUUAAGCUGUAUUGAUGAUUAGCUUUUCUUCUUUUUUUUUUCUUUCUAAAAGAAAAUCAGAACAUUAAUAAAAGCCUCCCGUGUUUGUUUUUAAAAUCAUUAAAUUGUAUCACCUUAGGUUAAGACAAAAGAAUUUCAAUUAUUGUUUUGUAUGGGAGCAGUGAUAUAAUUUUAUUUUAUUAUUUUCUAUUUUCCAAAGAAACAUAUUUGUUUUUCAUUAUAUUUAGUUUGCUAUAUUUGUCAUAACACUUAUAAUUGUGUGGCAAAAAUCAUUAUUAUUUUUAAUUGUCAGUUGUAUAUUUCUUUUUUUUAUAAUUUGUUAUACAUUCUUAAUGUUUGAUAAUGCUAUUGCCUUGUGUAUUUUAUAUUGUAUGUUUCGCUUUGCCUUACAAAAUGCCUUAAGCCUAAUUGUAAAUUAUAAUUAUAUCAUAUAAAGGUAUAAAAGCUUUUUAUGAGUGUAUUUUUAAUAUGAAAAUAAUUCCUUUAUGCCUCCUAGUUAAUAUGUAGUUCAUAUUCAUAGUAAGUAUUAAAAAGAAAGAAAACUAA
Molecule: messenger RNA, 2862 nt
Organism: Nezara viridula (southern green stink bug)
Lineage: Eukaryota; Metazoa; Arthropoda; Insecta; Hemiptera; Pentatomidae
Source: the annotation of a GenBank genome assembly